Molecule: messenger RNA, 207 nt
Organism: Botrytis porri
Lineage: Eukaryota; Fungi; Ascomycota; Leotiomycetes; Helotiales; Sclerotiniaceae
Exons: 1
Coding region: 1-207 (68 amino acids)
Source: RefSeq, a predicted model, not a curated record
AUGUUUUCCCUGUGCCACAAGGUUUUAGCGGAAUCAAUGCCAGCCCGAAACAUGAUCGUCCUGGAAAAGGUUAGGUUCGUCCAUAUGAUUCGGAAAGCUGGUGAAUCAGAGAGACUAGCUAUGAGUUUGGGUGGCAGAAAGAAGUUCAAGAAGAGAAGAGAAGAGGCAAUGAGAGCCACCGUGGAGCAGAAAGGGUACGUCUGUUAA